GAUGCUGAGAUAGACGACAGACCAGACACUGAUCUCCAUUGCAGAGGAAACGUAGACGAGAGAAAUAAAGGAAGAGCACAGGGCGUCAAUACAUGCAGACCGGCAGGAGAGUUCGAUGAAUCUAGCGUGCUCAGUGUGCGGCUACCUCUACGAGUAUCAGGCCCAAACGGGAAGCUUGAGCACUGGGCAUCCAACGCCACAACGCCAGCUGCAAGUGCAGGACGCAAGACGCAAGACCAACUCUCUAGGAUCCAUCCAUACGGAUACAUGGCAUUCUCAGCAAAGUCGCACAGCCAAUCUGGUUAUCUCGUUCUCAUUCCCAUUGGCAGAUGGAUAUCUGCCCGACGUCCCUUCCAACCCUCGAGUUGCAGCGCCAUCUCCUCGUCCGUCCCUGCCAUUUCCACUUGUACGUAUUCACAGAGGAUGGGAGACCAUAGUGCCACAUUAUCUGAGGCAAGGUGUGAUCGAGGAAGACGCUGCAAGAUGAGAAAGAGAAUGACAAGGCGCACACCACCAUUUCUCAGCUCACCCCUCAGGUUGGCUCUGGCUCCCAUCCACGCACAGCAAGCGAGCGCGUCUCGGAGAAUGGGACGGCCUGAUGGCGAACAAGCUUCAGACCGAUCCUCAUCGUAUUCGUCCAGUCCCAAGAUUGAGUGA
Molecule: messenger RNA, 657 nt
Organism: Colletotrichum tamarilloi
Lineage: Eukaryota; Fungi; Ascomycota; Sordariomycetes; Glomerellales; Glomerellaceae
Exons: 2
Source: RefSeq, a predicted model, not a curated record